Molecule: messenger RNA, 6876 nt
Organism: Drosophila grimshawi
Lineage: Eukaryota; Metazoa; Arthropoda; Insecta; Diptera; Drosophilidae
Exons: 9
Biological process (GO): double-strand break repair via homologous recombination; interstrand cross-link repair
Molecular function (GO): single-stranded DNA binding; double-stranded DNA binding
Source: RefSeq, a predicted model, not a curated record
GACGUGUGUGGAACGCAAUGCGCGGCUUUUGUCUGAUCAAAUUUCGUUUACCUUUUGUGUGUACGCGGCGAGUCCAAUCAGACUGAAUCACACACACACGAACAAGUACCGUUGCCUACAAAUGUGUGGCGUAUGUCCGUUUAUUUUUUUCUUUUUGUGUGUGUAAAAUAAAUUUUUGUAUUGAGUUGCUUGCAAAUUAAUAACGACUGAAAAAAGGAACUCGGAAGCAGCAGCAUUAAAGGUCAAAACCACCUCUGCCGCGGCAAUCGCGUGCUGCAUUCUCUGUCAACAGCAGCAGAUGUGGCUCAGUGCUGUGAUACAACAACAAAAAUGUCCUCGUGUUUUGGCAACACUGCCAGGCAAGCAGCGAUGCCGGCUUCCACAUUGCUACCUGCACAACACUUGGCGGGACUUGCUGUUACUGGUGCUUCUUCUUCUGCUACAGCUGCUUCGUAGUUUUCAUCGUCCCAGUCUCUUCAUCGUCGUCGUCGUGUUGAGUCGAUAUCUUGUCAGCAGCAGAGGCACUCAUUGAAAAGUGUUGGCCAAGCAACAUUAGCAGUAGCAGUGGCAAAGUGGCGUUAAAUGCUAUUAGUAAUAUUCAAAGAACAACGAAAGACAAACAUAUAUUUUAAAAGUGUACAUCAAAAUAAAAUUUUGGUAUAAAAAUAAAAAAACGAUAGAAAGGCAAAAAAAUUUUUGUCUCCUGCCGCGUGUGUGAGUGACAGAGCGAGAGAGACAGUUUUUGACAGUCGGACAAGAAGAGCAACAGCUUCUCUUAAAACAGCGUUUGGCUGUGCACAAAACGAAAUAAAGACAACAAGCCGCCUCUGCGUGCACAACGGGAGGAGGAGGAGGAGGGAAAGGAGGAGGUCAACAACCAUCAGCAACUGAGGGCAGCGAGGCAGCUGCUCCCAUAGGAUCUCAAAAUGCGACGCAUACGCAACGAUGAGGUGAUACCGACCCGUUAUCGGGGUGGCGAUGUUGUAUGGGUCAAAUUAAAUGCAUUGGAGCUUUGGUGGCCGGGCAGGGUUGCCACCGCCGAGGAUAAUUGCUAUAUUACCACGAAAAGCACACCGUUUGCCGUCGUCGUCUUUUUCAGUGAGGAAACCUUUGAAUUUGUGAGUUCAGCAAAGAUGAUUUAUCCCUUUCACUGUCCUCGCAAAUUGGAUUUCAUCGAGUUGGCCAAAAAAAAGAAAAACCUGCAAAAACAGAAGCUGGCGCUGUUUUUCGAGGAUCUCAAAUCGGCCGAAACGCUCAGUGUGAAGAUAAUGGCAUCUGACGAAGCCGCCGCCGCCGCCUCCGAAAGGCCACCUGAAACCUUGAUACAGGCCCAACUCUCGAAUAGCGUGCACAUCAACGAUGACAACAACAGCAACAGCGGAGCCAGCAGCGAGAAGAGGACAAAUGAUAGUGUCAAGGAUUCGCCGAUACGCAUCAUGCCACUCACGCCCACUGUCCCGAUUGACGUAAAGGAGCCGCAGCCUCGUGUCGGAGAGAUAAAACCGACGACAUUUUACUCGUGCCAUUCCUGUGAGUUUCGUGCGCUGAGCAUUAGUGUGCUGGUACACCAUCAGUACACGCAUUUCCAGGUGGUUGGCGAGGUGCAUCGCAAUAUGGAGAUUAGUGCGUCAUAUCAUGAGCUGCGUCGCGCGUCCCAAGGCAAUUUGUCGCGUGCAACCGAUGGGAAAUCGGCCCGGACAUCGGCACGGACAUUGACCUCCAAAAGGGACAAUAAUGAAGCGGUAUCUAAUGUGUAUCGCUCCAUUGUGAUGGAUCCGACGCUGACCGAUGAAGCGCAUCGCAUACUCGAUACGGCUGCGAGGAAGUCCUAUGUGACCGUUGAUCACGCUGUGAAUCCCAAUAAACCAGAACUUCCGCUGGCCGAAAUGGAUAUGAAUGAGACAUCCUCGCGUCCCCCCAAAAUUCGAAAGCGAUGCCAUACGACUAUACCGGAGCCGCCGGAACUGGAUGCUGGAACGCCACUGGCCAAAAGGCCAGUUCUGUCCAAGCGUGGCAAUUCUCCAUCCAAGGAUAAACUGAGAACGAUGUCAACGGAAAAAAAGUCGCCGAAACGACCACGUCAAAGAGCAACGCUGCAGACGCUGGAGGCGACGGCGCUGGGACCGCAAUUUGAGCUAGAGACAGAGCAGGAAUCUGAUCUUGAAACAGAUGUGGAAACUGGGAUGGAGCAGGCGGCAGACAAAGCUGUUCCUGUUGCUGAUACUGAUACUGAUGCUGAAACUGAAACUGGAGCAGCAGGGGCAGUGGCAGUAGCAUCUACAGCAGCUGAGUUCUGCAGCUUCAGGCAGAAUAGCAUGCUGGCCGAGGGGAUUGCGGAAGUGCAGGAGGUGCUGGAAAAACAGCGACGUGGCAAGCGCACCGUCAACCGGCAGCUGGAAUUUAAGCGUCGCGCCAAAAACGGCAGCUCCUGGCAGGAUGGUUGGGCGUCCGAUAAUACAGUGCCAACGAAGAAGAGCCACCGACGCAGCUUGUUACCUACCAUAUUAAGCGACAGACGUUGCACCAUGUCCAACCUGGUCAGCACACAUGAGGCGGCGAACAGCAGAGCUGCUCACGUCCAGUCCAAGCUUGACCAUGCCUUAACGCCAAAUAAGCCGACGACGCCGAAUCAGCUUGGCAGUGGCGCUGCCGCAAAAGAAAAGUCGGCGUUACCCAAAUCGGAACUAGAGAGUACAGAUGCUUCCCUUACGCUGCAGCAGAGCCUGUUGUCCGAAUGGGGUGAGGAUGAGCAGGAGGAUCAGCUGCUUGUGCACAGCAAUGGAGAGCAGCAGCCGCAGCAACAAGUGAAGAAGAUUCUGAUCGAAUCAAAGGCCGACAACAAGAAGCAGCCUGAUCAGGAGAAGCAGCUGCAGCAGCAGCAACAGCAAGAGGAGGAGGAGGAGGAGGAGGAUGAUGGGACUGAGGUUGAGGAGACAGCUAGUGGUGGCAGCUCUGCCGCCAUAAGCAGUGAUACAUCCUCGUCAGCGGCGACGACACUCACAGUUGUCGCAUCGACCUCAUCCUCAACCUCGUCCUCGAUUAAGAAGCGUGUACGCAACAUACCAAAGAAGGAUCGGCGCGAUGUGGUGCUGCAGGAGUUCGUCGAUGUGAGCGGCGAUGGGAGCGGUGGCGAUGCCGCCAGCAAUGAACGGAGCGUUGAUCUCAUUGUCAUCGAUAGCGAUACGAAUUCGACGGCAAGUGUUGUCUUUGUCGAAACGGGCGCCGCAAUCACAGCAACAGCAUCGAAUCCAACGCCAGCUGUAACUACUACGACAGACGUUGCCAAGCCAGUGCCAACAGUCGUCUCUGCCACUGCUGGUCGAAAUAAGAAGAAUUCCUCUUGCUUUGAUUUCGCCGAAGAGGAGGAAGAGGAGGUGAAGGCUGCACUACAGCCACCUGCAGUGCCAGCCGAUGGACAAAAUGGUUGCCCAAGCUACAGGCGGCUACUCAGCAAACCGCCGCAGGCAGCUGUCCCAGCUCACCUCAGCAACGGCACCAACAUGGCAAACGAAAGUGAAGGAGAAAGGGAAGGGGGGGAACGUAACCUAAUCCCCAUUGUGACUGAUUUGGGCCUGGAUCUAAACGUAAGUCUCGGUGACAGUUUCAAGGUCUUCUGCGAAGAGUUUGUCGCAGAGCUAGAAAUGGCAACGACAGCAAUUGUGCCGCCAGAUGUGACGCCGCCAGAUGUGGUCGAGUUGCAAGCGGAACAGAAGAAGCUCAGUUUGCCCAUUAAGGAGCGACAGAAGCGCAUCUUCAAGUCGCGCAAUAUAUCACAGCAGCAGACGGCCGUCCAGCCUGACGAUGUGGUUCAGGAGGCGGAACACCUCGAACCUGAACCUGAACCUGAACCUGAGCCCGAACCUGAACCGGAAUCAGAGCCGGAGCCGGAGCAUUUGCAGCGAAAGCAGCCGGAGCAGCUAGAAGCAGCAACAGUUGCUGCAAUUGCUGUUGCUGCCAUAGCAGAAGAUGCACCUAUGCCAGCCGCAGCAAUUCCAACAACAGCAGCAGCCACAAAAGUGCCAGACUCGCCACAGACUCAACUCAUGCAGAGGACGACAUCCAACAGCAGCAGCAACAACAACAAUAACAACAACAACAACAAAAAUAAAAAUAAGACUGAACGGCGUCGCCGGAAUCAACUUAAAAUGGAAAAUACAAAAACCAAGUCGAUAACCAAAAUCAAAACUAAGUCAAAAAUAAAACCGCUACCGCAACCAAUAAGAACAUCGUCGUCCUUCUCAUCCGAUGGCGAGGAGGAGGAGGAGGAGGAGGCGGAGGCGGAGGCAACGGCGACGGCUGUGGAGAAGGAGCUGAAGGUGAAUGACACAACGUUGCUGUUGGAGACGGCGAACGAUCGCAGCAACAUGUCGCCUGCGCUGAGCAGCAACCACAGCAACAUUAGCAAGACUUAUCGCAGCAACAAGCAUAACAUUAGCAACAACAAUAGCAGCAGCAACAACAACAACAACAAUAAUAACAACAACAAUAACAACAACAACAUCAGCAGCAUUGCUAACGACAAUGAGAACAGCAGCAACAAGAGCAGCAGCUAUCGCAGCAACAGCAACUCAUUUGUUUCGAAUAUUGCCGUUGUUGCCGCUGAAGAGGAACGGGAACUGCAGCGAUCCGCUCAAGCAUUGGCCGACAAUUCAAAUGCGAGUGGCGUCACCAUAUUGGAGAACAUAUUGCUGCCCACACUCUACAAGCCAUCGCCUGUGCCAGCCCCAUUUAGUUGCAAUGAAAAUAGCGAUAGUUGCGCCUCGACUGCCAGCAAUGCAAGUGACAACAGCAACAUAAACAUCAACAACAACAACAACAACGACGACAACGACAACAGAUGUAGUAGUAGUAGUACUACUACUAGUAGUGCUACUACUAGUAGUAGUACGAGUACUAGUAGUAGCAGCAGUGAUGGAGUAGGAGAAGGAUUAGAAGGAGAUGGAGGUAGUGUUAGCAGUGAUAAUAGCAAUAGUCAGUUAGUGUUGCAACAGCCACAAGCUGCUGCUGCUGCGACUACACAGGCAAAGCCAGUGCUGCCACAAGGAGAGGAGAAUGAAGAGCAGGAACAAGGGGACGAACUGGACGAUGAUGAGGAGGAGGAAGAAAAAGCGGACGAGCAAGAGGAGGAGGAUGAGGAAGACCAGUUAAAUCAGCUGGCCUGUCCAAGCUCCCCCGAUAAUGAAAUGGACAGGGGACAGCAAGAACAGCAGCUAAAAGAAACUAACGAAAAUAAUUUGAUGUCAUCGUGUGGCAAGCGCGAGUUGUCACAGCGCAGCUGGACUCGUCCCAUCGAUCCCUACUCACGCGAGGCAAACCUAACGAAGCAUGAACUGGAGGCGUUGCGCAGAUACGAAGAGGGUCUCGCUACCGGAAGCAAUGCGGAGAAAUUGCGGCUGGCACGGGAGCGUUUUACGCGCAUAUGCAACAUGAACCAACCUCCCGCACAGUCGUCGGAGUCGAGGGAGCAAGAGGAGAAGGAAGAGCAGGAGCAGCAGAGGGAGCAGCAGAAGGAACAAGAAAUGGAGACCGCUCUGCUCCUCGAAAUUCAAAUGGAACAGAUGCUGGAGCAUGAGCGGGAAACGGAACGUGCUGCUAGCGAGCAGCCGUCUAACUUAAUGCUGCCAGCUGAGCAUCGCGCCAGCAACUCCAACAGAUCCUGUGAAGCGUUGACCACGCACCAGCUCUGCUCGCUGGGCAACAAUAACAAUUUUACACCGAUCUACAAUGAUACACUGUAUCUGGAUAGCGAGAAUCAUUUGGUGCCCGUGCCGCUGAGAGCGAUGCUAUUGCCCGAUCAGCAGGAGGAACACGAGCAGGAGGAGGAGCACGAGCACGAGCAGGAGCUCGAUCAGGAGAUGGAAGCGACUGGGAGCAUGCCGCCGUUGAGCCAGCAAGUGACUGAUAAUGUUAUUGUCGGUGAUUUCAAUGGGAAUCUCGAUGACAUUGACAUGGUUGAGGAUGGCGUUGUGGUUGCUAGUGACGAUGAUGAUGAUGACGAUGAUGAUGAUGAUGGUGAAGCGGCCGAUGGCUUAGCGCCAAACGAUAUGUAUCAGUUGCAGCUGGAAGUGCUGCAGCUGAACGUCAAUGGGCAGCAACUGCAGUUGACCACCGAUAACCUGAUGAACAUUAUGCAACAGCGGGACGACGUUGUCUUCGAGAACGACGACGGCGGCCGGAUAAUACUGCAGGCCAGCGAUAUCAUCCAAGCGGCCAAAGUCUAUCUACAGGAGCGCGACCUGCAGCUGGUCAAUGUGAAUGAUGCGAUGAGCGUCGAUUAUGUUGCCGAUGAUGAUGAUGAUGCCGUUGGCGGCGUUGCUGAUGAUAAUGGUGACGUUCCUGGUGAUGAUGCCGUUGCUGUCGUUGCUGCGCCCGCCAAUGAUCUCCUGGCUGCUGCUUUGGCCGGCACUGAUGUCAUCGAUGUGCCCCACCAUCAUCGUCAGCAUCAUCUGCAGCAGCAGCAGCAGCAUCAUCAUCAUCACCACCAUCACCACCACCAUCAUCAUCAGCAGCAGCAGCACCAGCAGCUGACAUCACCGAUGGCAACAUGCACAAGCGAAACGAAUUCGCAGCUGGAUCAGUCGCCCAUCAUGUCGACGCUGGAGCAUCCCACUGGUGGGCUGCACAUGUGACGCAUCAUUGCGCCGCUGCACGAUGGCAAUCUGGAGCAUAGCCUUGCUGUCAUUGGUGUCACCAGUGGCAGUGGCAGUCGUGUGCCCACAUCCAUGGAGCUGCCCAUAACAAUUACCAAUCCGGCUAUUGCCUCCCGUCCAUCCGUUGUCAAUGAUGUCAUCAAAUUUGUACAGUAUCAGUAGCUGCUGCGUGAACUGGACCUGGAGGAGGAGGCGGCGGCGUCGUCAGCGUCAGCGGAGGACUUGC